Messenger RNA from Calliphora vicina (urban bluebottle blowfly), 2117 nucleotides. It is a transcript of the gene Mocs1, whose product is annotated as Molybdenum cofactor synthesis 1. The coding region runs from base 274 to 2082 and encodes 602 amino acids. The record is from RefSeq and is a predicted model, not a curated record. The transcript has 6 exons. Lineage: Eukaryota; Metazoa; Arthropoda; Insecta; Diptera; Calliphoridae. Gene Ontology annotation, molecular function: GTP 3',8'-cyclase activity; cyclic pyranopterin monophosphate synthase activity; 4 iron, 4 sulfur cluster binding. Gene Ontology annotation, biological process: Mo-molybdopterin cofactor biosynthetic process.
UUACUUAGUUGACAAAGUAGUCUCUUCAAAUGCGGUCGGUUGUCGAGGAAAGAAACAGAAACAAGUCGUUUUAUAAUCAAAAAUACUAUGCACGUAAAUAAGAUUUAACUAAAAAAUAAAAACAAAUUCUUAUCAAAACAUCCAGCAGGUAGAGGAGGUACACAAAAGUCGGUUAACUGAAAGUGAAUUUUUAAACAUUUAUUAAUACAUAUUGUUUACUUGUUUAAAGCAAUUUGCUAAAAAAAAAUAUAAAAAUUAUAUGCCGAAAACAAAAUGUCUUUUCUACAACGUGGCCUAAAAAUAAAAACAGCUGACAUCUGCAACAAAUAUCCCUCUUUAUUGUUAACAACAAGUGGCAGUUACUUUUUUUCCACUAAAUCACCUUUGAAAGUACAACCAGUUAACAACAAAACAUCAACAGAUAUCGCAAAAAGCUGUCAUGAGCAUGACCAAGCAAAGACCAUCGUACCCCCUCCGAUAACCCCUAACCUUUUGAAGAAUACAACAUUAACAGACAGAUUUGGUCGUUAUCAUACAUAUUUGAGAAUUUCAUUAACUGAACGUUGCAAUUUACGCUGUAAAUACUGUAUGCCAGCCGAUGGUGUUCCCUUACAGCCUAAAUCCAAUCUAUUGUCUACUGAAGAAAUUUAUUAUUUAGCACGUUUGUUUGUGGAGCAGGGUGUUCGAAAAAUACGUUUAACCGGAGGAGAACCCACAGUACGAAGAGAUAUUAUUGAUAUAAUUGCAAAACUUAAGGAGAUACCAAAUUUGGAAAAUGUAGGAAUUACCACAAAUGCUUUAGUGUUGACGCGACUAUUGGUCCCCAUGCAAAGAGCCGGACUGGACGCUAUCAACAUUAGUUUGGAUACAUUGAAACCGAAACGUUUUGAAGAGAUAACAAGACGUCGGGGUUGGGAACGUGUUAUAGCUGGUAUUGAUUUGGCCAUACAAUUGGGUUAUAAACCAAAAAUAAAUUGUGUUCUUAUGCGCAAUUUCAAUGAAGAUGAAAUCUGUGAUUUUGUGGAAUUUACACGUGAUCGUAAUGUGGACAUACGUUUCAUUGAAUAUAUGCCAUUUAUGGGUAAUAAAUGGCAGACCGAUAAAUUACUAACUUAUAAAGAUGCAUUAAAAAUUAUACGUGAAAAAUGGCCAGAAUUUGAGGCCUUGGAAAAUGGUCCAAAUGACACUUCAAAGGCUUAUAAAGUGCCCGGCUAUCAGGGUCAAAUAGGAUUUAUUACCUCAAUGACGGAACAUUUUUGUGGUUCAUGUAACCGUUUGCGCCUAACGGCGGACGGCAACUUAAAAGUAUGUCUAUUUGGAAAUAAAGAAAUUUCUCUUAGAGAUGCUAUUAGAAGCGGAUGUUCAGAAGAUGAUGUGAUUGCAUUGAUAUCGGCAGCUGUUCAAAGGAAAAAGAAACAACAUGCAGAUAUUCCCAUUAAAUCUCAUUGCCAUCAUUUAAAAGUGGGUAACAUUGUAACACCAUCAUCAUCGAACGUAUUAUCAUCAUCAUUAACCAGUACCACAAAUACAAUAUUAUUGGCAAAGUCAUUUAACAUCAACAAAAGAGUAGUUGUCUCUCCAACAUGCAACUACUGUACUGACACUAAAAAUCUAACCCAUGUGGAUGCUACCACAGGAAAAGCGUCUAUGGUUGAUGUAUCGGAAAAACCAUUAACUACAAGAAAUGCUCAAGCAAUGGCUAAGAUAUAUGUAGGUCCCAUUGUUGCCCAACUCAUACACUCGAACAAUUUAAAGAAAGGAGAUGUUUUAAGUGUGGCCCAAUUAGCUGGAAUUUUAGGGGCUAAAAAGACCUCAGACCUAAUACCUUUAUGUCAUAAUAUCACCAUAUCCUCAGUUAAAGUGAAUGCUAUGCUGGAUUUAACAAAUAGUAUGGUUGUGUUGGAUGCGACGGUGCGCUGUUGCGGUCAAACAGGUGUUGAAAUGGAAGCUUUAACUGCUGUUUCGGUGGCCGCUCUGACCGUUUACGAUAUGUGUAAAGCGGUUACACACGAUAUGAUUAUUAAAGAAAUAAAACUUAUGUCUAAGUCUGGUGGUCAAAGAGGUGAUUUUAAGAGGAGUUAAGAUUUAAAAUAAAAUUUAUAAAAAAAUUAAUACAA